AUGAUUCACAAAAAAUAUUGGGAUCUUAAAGUCAGUACUACAAAGAUUCCCCAGGAGAAGCCUGUUAAUAUGCCAAGAAUUAGAAGGCCUAAGAAGAGUACUUGGAAUCGGUUUGUUCAUGGUAUAUGGGAUGAUGUAGUUCGUAUCACAACAGUACAUGGAGUGCCGGGAAUUUUUCAAAGAAAUUCAACAAGAAUUGAGAGAUAUCUCUUGGCUCUUGGUCUGCUGGUGGCCAUUUAUAUUUUGAGUCUUACCACUUGGAAUAUUUUCUACAUUUAUCGCCAUAAACCAAUGCGCACUGUCAUUGCCGAGUUAAAUGCUCCCAUUUAUAGAUUUUCCUUUCCCGAGGUCAAUAUCUGUAAUCGUCAUCACUUCAAUUGGCAACGCUACCAAGAAGCUAAAGAGAGAUUUCUGCGACCCGAACAUUUAACACCCAAGUAUGAGGCACUCUUUAGAGAGGUGCUUGAAAGCUAUGAUACCUAUCACUAUGGUCGUUUCAAAGUAUUUAAAACUAUCGCCCAGAACUAUAGUCUACAAGAGCUGCAUGAACUGGACUAUGUAAAUUUUACCCAAGUGGCAGAGGUUAUGGCUUGGAGAUGUUACGAAAUGUUUUCGGAUUGUACUUGGCGUAAUCACACCUUCGAUUGCUGUGAACUAUUCGAACCACGCCGAUCACAAACGGGUCAAUGUUUGUCAUUUAAUUCAGUGGAAACGGAAGAAGGUGCCAUGAAACGUCAGAAGGAUCCUUACUAUCCACGACAUACAUUGGGGAGGGGCAUAAAAAAUGGUCUCACCUUAAGAGUGCACAUAAGAAAUGGAUGGCAUUCACCAAGAAGCUUGAUGAGCUACAAGGGUAUAUUGUUUAUGUUGGUCGAGCCCGAUGUUUGGUCUUAUUGGCAUCGCAAAAUACCCACAAACUCUAGGGUAUUUAUUUCGAUUGCAGCUCGUUUGACUGUAUUCAACCAAAACACUCGACAAUAUUCACCAGCCUUAAGAAAUUGCGUCUUUGAGGAUGAAUCAACCUCCACUCACUUCAGAACCUUGGAGGGUCAUGAAUACCGAUUUGAAAAUUGCUACUCCGAGUGUGAACAGGAGUACUUAAUGGAAUUCUGCAAUUGCAGUGUGGAUAUGUUUUUUCCACCAUCGAUAAGAUAUCCUCCUUGUCGCCUAUCGGAUUUUCCUUGUCUCUUCAAAUAUAGAGAUGAGCUGAAAAAUUUUCAGAGGAUUGGUGAAGAAGAUUAUGUGGGUACCGCCAUUACUGGCAUGAUAUGUCCUUGUUUUUUCGAUUGCACCUCAUUGAGCUAUCAUGUGGAUUACCGUGUUGAACAUAUACCGGAAAAAUUUAUUGAUCCCAAUGAUACAGGGCUGGAGGUUUCCGUAUAUUUUUUGUGGGACACUGCAACAAUAUAUGAGACUUCGGCUGUUUAUACUGUGGUGGACUUGAUGGCUUCUAUAGGAGGCCUGGCCGGUUUGUGUAUUGGCUGUUCUUUGGUGGGCAUAACGGAGUUGUGGUAUUUCUUAUUCGUCGAUAUGCCCAAACGAGCCUUAAGGGCUACAUUAUCUGUUAAAUGGUUUAGGCCAAGAGUUGUUAGCCCCGAAGUGAGGAAAUUGUUUGUGAAACGAAAACCAUUGCCAUAUCAGUAAACUAAUAAAA
Messenger RNA from Stomoxys calcitrans (stable fly), 1654 nucleotides. RefSeq names its product pickpocket protein 19-like. The transcript is spliced from 6 exons. NCBI's taxonomy places the organism in Eukaryota, Metazoa, Arthropoda, Insecta, Diptera, Muscidae. Bases 1 to 1644 code for a protein of 547 amino acids. The record is from RefSeq and is a predicted model, not a curated record. Gene Ontology annotation, biological process: sodium ion transmembrane transport. Gene Ontology annotation, cellular component: membrane. Gene Ontology annotation, molecular function: ligand-gated sodium channel activity.